UAAACCAGGCUCAGUGGAAUCUUUUGAUUCCAAGAAAUGGGGUUCCAGAUUCCAAAACAUUUGAUGUAACAUUGAUGAUCUGUUUGAUCAGAAACUUGACAUCUAUCAAUCCGCCAAUCAAUGGAUUUGCCAGUCUACCACUACCAGGGGAAACAACUCCAGGAUCUGAUCUAUCCAGGAUAAAAUGUUACAGGAAUAAACUAGCUCAUCAUGAUAAUACAAUAGAUACUGCUUUUUUCAAUACAGCAUGGAGAGAUAUAUCAGAUGCUGUAGGUCGAUUGGGAGGUGAAACAAUGUAUCAAGAGUGUCAAAGGUUAAAGGUGAAAAUCUUAGACCAGUCUAAUCAGGAAAUUAUGUUGGAAAUCAAACAAUCACUGGAAGAGUUGAAAGAACUGAAACUAACAAUAGACAAUUUGAAUAUGGAACAUUCAAAAGUUAUGGAAAUUUUGAAAGACCCAAUACCAUGGAACAUCAAAGAGCAGAAACAAAUAGAGGACUGGGAAGAGAAAGAUAAGAUGUUUGUAUCUACAAUAGCCAGUGAUUACGUCAUGGAAUGUUUACAGGACAACAGUUGCUUGACAUUAACUGCCCCAUCAGGAGUUGGAAAAUCAUUUAUUGCCAGACACACAGCACUUGUUUUAAAGAAGGAAGGAUACAAUAUAAUACCAGUAGAAUUACCAGCCGACAUUAAAACUUAUUAUCAGCCUGGUAAUCAGACCGUCUUCAUUGUAGAUGAUAUUUGUGGAAAUUUCACUGCGAAUCAACAACAGAUUGAUAACUGGAAACAAUUGUUACCUGUGAUUAAAAUAAUUAUUGCAGACAAAUGUUGUAAGAUUAUUGUAUCUUGUAGAUUACAAGUCUAUAAAGAUGAUAAGUUUAAUAUAUUAUUACCUUUUAAAUCCUGUGAAUGUAACUUAAUAUCAGAUAAGUUAGGUCUUACAUCUGUUGAGAAAACAAACAUAGCAAAAACCUAUAUUGGUACCAGCAUGACAGAUAUUGAUGAUUUAUCUUCUAAAUGUGAUUUUUUCCCACUCUUGUGUUCCUUAUAUCAAGAAAAAAAAGAUGUAGAUGUUAAAGAAUAUUUCAAAAAUCCUUUUGAUGUCUAUAAAAGUGAGCUAGACAGGUUAAGUGAGCAUGGUGAUGAAGGGAAAUAUAAAAUAUGUAGUCUUGCUUUAUUUGUUCUCUUCAAUAAUCAGCUAAAGGAAAAAUGGUUCCAGGGUAAAAUGACAGAUGAACAACGAGAGAUCAUAAAAGACACAUGUGAGGCUUGUGAAAUCUCCAGUAUACCAAAGGCAAAACUAAAGAAAGCACUUGACACUCUAGAUGGUACAUUUAUCUGUAAACAGAAUGGUGUUUAUAGAACUGUACAUGAUAAACUGUUUGACUUUCUUGCUCAUUACUUUGGUCAGAAAAUGAUUGAAUGUUUAAUAGAUCAUGGUGAUAGUGAUUUAGUACAUGAACGUUUUAUUUGGCAGACAUCAUCAGAUGACAAGAACAGUAACAUAGACCAUGUAGACUUCAUUAUAGAAAUACCAGAUAUUUAUUUAGAAUCAUAUUUGAAAAGGUUUAUAAAGGACUGGUCAGCAGGAAAGGUGAGAGUUAUAUUCAUGAACAACAAUUUGACAGUAUCAUUAUUCAGACAACAGUUAUUACAGCACUUAAAACAACUGGACAAAUCACAACAAGUAACAUUAGCCAUUACCAAAGAUACAGUGUUACCAAAGGAGCACCAUGGAUCAGGUACUACUCCACUGAUAUGUACUUGUUAUGAUGGUUAUACUGAUAUGGUACAGUGGAUGUUACAUAAUGAUGUGGAUGUGGAUCAGUGUAGAGAUGAUGGAGUUACUGGACUGUACAUGGCAAUUCAGGAAAGACAUACUGAUAUAGUAAAGUUACUGUUAGAGAAGAAUCCUAAUGUUGAUCUAUGUGACAAGAAUGGCUGUAGUCCUCUAAACAGAGCAAGUGAGAAAGGACAUACUGAUAUAGUAAAGUUACUGUUAGAGAAGAAUCCUAAUGUUGAUCUAUGUGACAAGGAUGGCUGUAGUCCUCUGUACAGGGCAAGUCAGAAUGGACAUACUGAUAUAGUAAAGUUACUGUUAGAGAGGAAUCCUAAUGUUGAUCUAUGUGACAAGGAUGGUAUAACACCACUGUCCCUGUCAUGUUAUUAUAACCACACCAGUAUAGUCCAGCUAUUAGUUAAACAUAAACCAGACAUUAAUACCCAGGCAAUAUUUGGUUUUAAUGCUUUAUAUGUUAGUGCAAUGAUCGGAAACGUAGAGAUAACAAAGUUACUAUUAGAGAACAAUGCUGACUGUAAUAAAAGUAAUCAUAGUAAACAGUCUAUAACAGAAGCAUUAACUAAUCAUCCAAAGUACACAUUAGAUGAAAUAAACCAAGGCUUAUUUGAUAGUUUGAUGGAGAAUACAUCAUCACAUGUAACAGACUAUGUCAGUAAGAAUUCAGUAGAGUAUGCCUUUGAUGUAGUAGCUGGUUCUUCUCCAUUACACAUAGCCUGUUUUAUGGGUAGGACAGAUGUAGUCAAUUGUCUUCUGGACCACAAUACUAACAUCAACAUGACAAAAGAAGAUGGCACCACACCAUUAUUUUAUGCAUGUGAAGUAGGACAUGAGGAUAUUGUACGUUUAUUGUUAGAUAAAGGAGCAGAUACACAGAUAUGUAGACUUGAUGGGAAAUCCCCUUUAAAGAUUGCAACAGAUAAUGGACAUACAUCUAUAGUAAUGAUUGUAACAGAACACAUGAAGAAGGAGGAAAAACAGACUUGAUGGGAAAUCCCCUUUAAAGAUUGCAAUAGAUAAUAGACAUAAAUCUAUAGUAAUGAUGUUAACAAAUCACAUAAAGGGGGAAGACAAACUUUCUUCUUAAUACUUGUU
Messenger RNA from Mytilus californianus (California mussel), 2891 nucleotides. RefSeq lists its product as uncharacterized. Bases 75 to 2783 code for a protein of 902 amino acids. The transcript has 4 exons. Lineage: Eukaryota; Metazoa; Mollusca; Bivalvia; Mytilida; Mytilidae. The record is from RefSeq and is a predicted model, not a curated record. Gene Ontology annotation, molecular function: protein binding.